Messenger RNA from Trichoderma gamsii, 885 nucleotides. RefSeq names its product 40S ribosomal protein S0. Gene Ontology annotation, cellular component: 90S preribosome; cytosolic small ribosomal subunit; ribosome. Gene Ontology annotation, biological process: cytoplasmic translation; ribosomal small subunit assembly. The transcript is spliced from 3 exons. The record is from RefSeq and is a predicted model, not a curated record. NCBI's taxonomy places the organism in Eukaryota, Fungi, Ascomycota, Sordariomycetes, Hypocreales, Hypocreaceae. The coding region runs from base 1 to 885 and encodes 294 amino acids. Gene Ontology annotation, molecular function: structural constituent of ribosome.
AUGGCUCCCGCUAACCUGCCGUCCAUUUUCAAUGCCACCAGCCAGGACAUCGAGAUGCUCCUGGCGGCCCAGUGCCACCUGGGUUCUAAGAACCUCCAGGUGCACAUGGAGUCCUACCUGUGGAAGACCCGUGUCGAUGGUGUGAACGUCCUCAACGUUGGCAAGACCUGGGAGAAGAUUGUCCUCGCUGCCCGUAUCAUCGCCGCCAUCGAGAACCCCGCCGACAUUUGCGUCAUCUCUGCCCGUCCCUACGGUCAGCGUGCCGUCCUCAAGUUCGCCAGCCACACUGGUGCCUCCCCCAUCGCUGGACGCUUCACCCCCGGUAGCUUCACCAACUACAUCACCCGCUCUUUCAAGGAGCCCCGCCUGAUCAUCGUCACCGACCCUCGCACCGACGCCCAGGCUAUCAAGGAGGCCAGCUACGUCAACAUCCCCGUCAUUGCCCUCUGCGACACCGACUCCCCCACCGAGUACGUCGACGUUGCCAUCCCUACCAACAACAAGGGUCGCCACGCCAUUGGUACCGUCUGGUGGCUCCUUGCCCGUGAGGUCCUCCGCCUCCGUGGCACUAUCUUCAACCGCGAGACCCCCUGGGACGUCAUGGUUGAUCUGUACUUCUACCGCGAUCCUGAGGCCGAGGCCGAGGAGAAGGUUGAGGAGGAGAAGCUCGUCACCGGCGCUGAGGAGGAGGCUCCCGUUGCCGUCGAGUCCGCCUUCCCCGCCGCUGGUGCUGGUGACUGGGACGCUCCCGCUCCCGGCUUCGCUGGUGCCACCACCACCGCCGCCGCCGGCUGGGACGGUGCCGGUGCCGCCCCUACUCAGGACUGGGCCGCCUCUGGCACUCAGGAGUGGGCCACCGAGACCGCCAAGGAGAGCCAGUGGUAG